This is a messenger RNA of Syngnathoides biaculeatus (alligator pipefish), 7505 nucleotides long. Its product is annotated as RNA-binding protein MEX3B-like. Lineage: Eukaryota; Metazoa; Chordata; Actinopteri; Syngnathiformes; Syngnathidae. Gene Ontology annotation, molecular function: RNA binding. Bases 2175 to 4109 code for a protein of 644 amino acids. The transcript has 4 exons. The record is from RefSeq and is a predicted model, not a curated record.
CUUUCCCGAAACGCACUUUAGGUUGACAAAAUUGUCCAUAGGUGUGUGUGUGUGUGUGUGUACAAGAGUGAGAAUGGUUAUCAAUAUUUGCUAUGUGAUUGGCUAGCGACCAGUCCAGGAUGUACGCUGCCUCUCACUCGAAGUAGGCGCCACUUCUAACCCUAAUGAGGAUAAUGCAUUAUAGACAUUGGAUGGAUGGAUUCAUAUUGAUCUGUGCAAUCUGGCUAUCUUUUUAUCUCACAGCAGCAUUCAAGUCCCAUUUACUGUAGGUGUAACUGUGCAAAGGCAACAUGGUGGAUUAACGGACCUUUCUGUCUCCCUAGUCUUCUAAAAACAUUUGUUCCCCUUUAUUCAUAAUUCAUAAUAGAUUUAAUACACUGCAACACACAUUGUAUUUAUGGUUGUUGGAUCAAGUGCAAUGAAAAAAGCAACAUGGAAAGCCUAUUGAGCAUUAUUCAAUAUCCUGAUAUUCGGAUUAUCAAUCUUCUGUGCUCUCUGUCCUCACCAAUCAGAUAAUGGGCGUACUAGUAGGAAGGCUACAUGUUACUAAAACUACACUAGUUAACAACUAUGUGCACCUGGUACUGCUAUUGGCCUACUCGUAUGUAAUUAGUAAAAGACUGCUGCACUUAACCCACAUGAAAAAAAAAAACGGUAAGAUGGUCAUUCGACUAGUACACCCUUUGCUACUACUAGUGUCUUGCGUGACUAGGACAAAGAUCAUCCCGGUACAUGCACAUCAAGGGUAUUUAACAAAUUUCCAUGAAAGAAAACCAUCUUUAUGUGAUAUUUUGGUCGAUGAGUCAACAAUUAAACAUAAUUAGGAAACUACAGUGCAUUACAAGCAACACUCGUUUGAGCAUUUAUUUAAUAACCAGCUUUCGGUCUAGGUACUAGUACACUCUUUGUUGUCUGUAGUAAAACAAGUCCAAUUCAAGAAUGACUGUCUCAGUGGUAUUAUUGCGACAACUGCUACGGCCUUUUAGUGGGCUAUGUAAUUGUAGUGCAGCACGACUACGAUUUAAUUGCAUACUAGUAACCUAAGUAGUGGCAAAAAAUUGCUAGAAAUUUUACGAUAAUAGUGUUCCCUAAUAUAUAAAACUAUAUAUAAUACUAUUAUGCUACACUAUAACAUAAAUAUGAUUGAACAGUGAGUGAUUACUUUUUUUUUCUUAUUAAACUAUUUUACAUACUACCUUUUUGAAAAAUCCGAUUUGGCUCAUCAGCCCAAGUUUUUCCACUUAUGCACUAAAAAAUUCGAUGCCAUUUAAAAAUAUAUACAUUUUUUUUUUUUUACAUUUGAAUGUAAUUUGGUACAGGUUGAACCAAUAAUUAAAAAAACAUCAGUGAUGUAAAACAACUACUAGUAUCUGUGAGGACAAAAGACCAAACUAGUGAACUCAUCGCUGGAUUUCAAGGAUGUCGAAUAAAUACUCGGUAGGUAAAUAUUUUUCAGGCGUGCCUUUGAAUGAUCAAAACAUAACACAACAAAAAUACGCUUGUUUAUGAACGAAAACAAAAAUCAAGGGACGGCGCUCCAAGCGACUGACACAAUGGCAAUGACAGCAGCCGUGGCUUUGCGUGGACGCUCCUCUCCACCAUCGCCGCAUGUGGCCUUUGAACCCAUUGUUAUGUCGCGGCUGACGUCAGUGCCGUCGGAGCGAGCGAGCGAGCGGCGUGCGCUUGGCGAGACAAAGGCGGCGGAGAGAGCCACAAGAGCGGGCUGCGUCGGAGAGAGCGAACGGGGUCACGGAGCUUCCCAAUCCCACUUUGUUUUUUUUUUUUUUUCCCCUCCCCCCUCCCAAAGAGUCAACACGGUUUCGGGGACCGGAGUUUCCCGGACCAUGAAGACACUCUCAGGAAUACUCACACAGACACAGCAAGGGGCAUCCUUUGCCGUUUUGUGUUUAUAUUUUUAGGGGGCAACUCGCAUCUUUGAACGCCCCUCACCCCCAGUUGUAGCGUGCUAGGCGGCUAACGCGUUAGCUCUCGAAAGAAGGCUGCUCCUCCCUCCUCCUUCCUCCUCUUCUUCUUCUUCCCGGCUUACUUUCUCAUUUGUUCUUGAAGGAACGAGGUGGCCGCGAAACGUGGGGAGAGCGAGUCGACAAAGUGAGGAGAAACUCACUAACGACAAGCAGGCAUCCGUGAUCUGAUGUGAUAGCCACGGAGAGACUAUGCCUAGCCCUUUAUUCCACCCGGACAUAAUGGACCACGACGUGGUGAUCAGCAGCCAGCACAAUGGGGUCGCUCUGCCCCGAGAAACGGACCAGGAGUCCCGGGACGAGGGCCACCAAGAGGUGCUCCGCUUCGCCCUGGACCAGCUGUCACUCAUGGCUCUGGAGAAGGUGGACUGUGGAGGCGGAGGCGGGCUGGUCGACACCCUGGACGGGACCCAGGCGCCCGGCUCGGAGGGCUACGCGGACCUCCAAGUGUCCCGGGACUCGCCGACCUCCUGCUCCCCUUCCCCGGAGUACUACGGUUCGGUCGGCUACCACAUGGCCGGCGGCGGUUCGCACCCGAUGCUCCACGGGGAACAAAGCUCCUCCGUCCUGUGCAACCGAAAGAGAAGCGUCAACAUGACCGAGUGCGUUCCCGUGCCCAGCUCGGAGCAUGUGGCGGAGAUCGUGGGGAGGCAAGGUUGUAAGAUCAAAGCCUUGCGGGCCAAGACCAACACUUACAUAAAGACGCCCGUCCGUGGCGAGGAGCCCGUGUUCAUCGUGACGGGACGCAGGGAGGACGUGGAGAUGGCCAAGCGGGAGAUCGUUUCUGCAGCCGAGCACUUCUCCAUGAUCCGGGCGUCCCGUUGCAAAGCGGGAGGCUCCGGGGGAGGAGGGGGGAGCGGAGGAGGAGGGGGCUCGCUUCCUGGACCACCGCACCUCCCUGGACAAACAACCAUUCAGGUGCGGGUGCCCUACAGAGUGGUGGGUCUAGUUGUGGGCCCCAAAGGAGCCACCAUCAAGCGCAUCCAGCAGCAGACCCACACGUACAUCGUGACGCCCAGUCGAGAGAAGGACCCCGUGUUUGAGGUGACCGGCAUGCCCGAGAACGUGGACCGAGCCAGGGAGGAAAUUGAGACCCACAUCACGCUGAGAACCGGAACCUUCGUCGACCUCCAGGGGGACAACGACUUCCACACAAACGGCACGGAUGUCAGCCUGGAGGGCCUGGGCGCCCUCAGCAGCGGCCUGGGGGCGUCCCUGUGGUCCCGGGCCACCAACCACCAUUCCGCACCGCCGCCGCCCCCGCCCUCUCCGCCGCUUGCCGCCAUCCCCAUGUCCGUAACCCGCAAGAUGUCCUCCUCUGUCUCCUACCACGCGCACAACGGUGGGAUGAGCUCCGAAGGGUACGGCGGGGGCCGCAAGGGCAACGACGGGGCCAGCCCCACCAGCCCCUUCAGCACGGGUUCAAGUAGCGCUGGGGGCGGGUUCACUUUCGGCGGCGACUCCACUCCGCUUCCCUCCUCAGACGAACUGGGCUUUGAAUUCAGCGCUUCCAACAUCUGGGCCCCCUUCGUCAACGGCGGCAACAAGUCGGGCGGCCCCUCGCAUCCGCAGCCGCCUCUUCGUCGCAACAGCAGCGGCCUGAGCGGCGGCCCCAUUACGCCGCGGCUGUCGCCGACAUUGCCUCAGGACGCGGGCGCCGGCCCCCUGGAGCACCCGCUGGCCCGUCGCGCCCAGAGCGACCCCCUGAGCACGCUCUCCUGGCUGCAGUCCGGCAGCGCGGGGGGCUCGGGUUCCGGCUCCGGCUCCUUCUCGGGGGGCUCCAGCUCCAGCUCGGGCGGCUCGUCCACCGGUUACUCCUCCUGCUCGGCGUCCUCGCUACCCGGCGGCUCCCCUACCGACUCGGAGGGCGGCGUGGGUCUCAGCUCCGGGAUGCUCAGCCGGCUGAAAGGCGGGCCGGGCCCCGGCGCGGUGGGCCUGGUGGGCGCGGGGCCCGGUGCCAGCAGGGACUGCUUCGUGUGCUUCGAGAGCGAGGUGACCGCCGCCCUGGUGCCCUGCGGCCACAACCUCUUUUGCAUGGAGUGCGCCGGGCAGAUCUGCCAGUCCGCCGAGCCCGAGUGCCCCGUGUGCCACACGCCCACCACGCAGUGCAUCCGCAUCUUCUCCUAAUGGCGGUGGGCGCGUGAAGCGCGGGCACGGGCAUAGCUUGGGGGGAGGAAGGAUUUACACUAAUACCCUUGAACACACAGUGGACCAUAAUAAUAAUAAUAAUAAUCCAGCAUUUCUAAAGACAAUGAUGCUGCUGAUGAAUAAUAACAAUAAUAAUAAUGACGCUAUAGAUUUAUUUGGAGACGGUCUCUUUGUGGGGAAACUAGUGUCUUAUCUCUCUUCAGGCCUUCAUUUUGAACCCCUCGCAUCUCUUCAGUCUUUGCUUUUGGCUCCUUUUUGUACUCAGCAGAUAUUUUUCCAUGAAGUUGUCCGACGAGGCCUGCACUUUUCUACUUGCAUCUCUACGUGACCCCCCCACCCGCUUUCUCGCUUUCUCUUUGUCCCUCCGCCCUUCCUCGCGGCAUUAAUCCGGGGUGUCAAACUCUUUAUUCAAAUGUUUUUGUUUUUUUUUGUCACGGGCCCCAUUAUCGUUAUGAAAAUGUAUAGUUCUGGGGAGGAUAAGAGACCUACAAAAAAAAAAGCUUUACCAUUUUUGGGGUAUUUAGAACUUUUUUCAUGUUCCUCCAAUACAUCUUUUACUUGUAUAUGAAAAUUUGGGGUUGUGUCAGUAGUAUAUAGAGUAAUUCUAAUUUUGCUCAAACGUCGAUAAGUAGUAAAAUUAGAGAAAUUGAAUUUUGCAGUUGGUCUCUUAUUUAUUAAGAGCCGUAUACAGUAAUUGUCUCAUAUGCAAUAAAUUGACGGAUACAUUUUGAAAUCAGAAGCGGUCACCCUCUUCAAAAGGGGUUUUAGUUGCAAAAAAAAAACAAUUGCAAUUUCUCUUUGAAAGCGAAGGCUAAAUUCAGUUUGACAAGAAAUACGUAGCGGACGCAAAGGAUUUUCCCGAUCCAGCCCCGAGGCCUCGAGUUUGACACCUGCGAUAUUAAUCCUAUUGUGUGGUUGCGCACGGCGUGUUGUCACCCACCGCCUUCGCCUCCUCCUCCUCCUCCUCUGUUGUGGCCUCAAAGACCGAAAGUAGCCAUCAAGCGAUGCCAAAUGUCUGUAGAAGUGAGCACAUCGUCUCUUGUUUGUGGAGCCCGUCAAACAUUUGACAAUCCUCCGCACAAACCGCGAUAUCCCACCUUUGUGUUUAUAUCUCUAUACGUGUGUGUGUGUGUGAGUGUGUGUAUGUGUGUGUGUGUGACUGCUCCAGCCCCGCCCCCCCCCCAGUCUCCAAGGCAGGAGCCGAUCCACAUCCCUGCCCUCCCCCACCCACACACGCCCCCCCCCCCCCCUCCGCCCACAUCCUGUUCGUUUGGCUUCCAUCGGCUCCUUCAGCGUUUUCCGACUCUUUGUGCGAGAGCGAGUGCCCCGUGUGUCUUUUCCUGCGAGUGCGUUUGCCGGUGUGUUGCCGUUCAAGGCUUUUGUUGUUGCCCCUGAGAGUGUGUUGGAAGUAUGACCGUGUAUACGUAUAGUAUUCACCGCACUUGAGUUUUUCCAGAUGCUGUUUUGGCGCGUAUAUGUUUUCUGAGAAGAGUGUAUGGGAGUGUGUGUGUCACUGUUACUGUGUAUGAAUGUCAGCAUUCUUUGUGAUUGUGUGUGUUCCUGUGAGAGUGAGAGGAGUAUGCGAGAGUGCACUGCUGUCUGUUUUGUGUAUCACUGCGAGAGGAGUGUCAAAGCGUGCUUGUGUGUACGGUUUUCAUGUAUAACGGUGAGUGCGCGCAUGUUCCUGUGAGACUUUUGUGACGUCACCCAUGAACAGGGACGUCUUGUUUAAGCGGAGUUCCUUCCAUACAAAAAAACACACACACAAAGGGUGAAUUGAAGUAUUUUCCGUGCACUGUUCCCCCCCAACCUCCCCAACUCAACCACGAUUACCCCCCCCCCCCCCCCGUCUGCCUGUCCCAUCGAAACCCGAACAAAACAAAACAACCCAAACAGCUCUUAGCAUUCUCAUUCCGGUCUUCCACCACCCCAAUCUGGCAGCAAAAGCUGCGCCGGCACUCCGCAUCCGUUGCGCGAUUGCGCAACAUGGACGCCCGCGCAUCGUCCUUUUUGAUUUUUCUCUCGUUUUACUUCGCCGUGAGUUUGCAGUAACUGCCUCCCUUUUUUUCAAGCGUUCGUAACAUUUGUCCACAAAAUGUGCUCAAGACGCGAAGAAGCCAUGACGAACUCACUUCUGAUGACGAGCGAUUCUUUAAGGGCUUCCUGUUUUUUUUUUUUUUUUUUUUUUUUUUUUUUUACAUUUUUUCUGGCUCACCCAGUAGGAAGAAUGGACCAUCCUUUACGGCAGCUAGCGGCGAUCAUCCAGGGCUUCCACACGCAAUUUCUGUUCUAAUCCCAGCAAACAGCAGAAUGUUUCGCUCGAUUUUAGACUGGAUUUUGUCAGGUGGGAUUUAACGAAGCGGGGCUGCGAGAAGGAAGCGCGUUCGGGACCCUGACGGCCCUUCUUUAAAGCAGGAAAUUUAAACGUGUUGUUGUUAAUGUUGUUGAGUCCAGGUGGCCAAUGAGAGAAUGUGAGGCUUAAUGUACAGUACUUUCAUUGUUUGGGGGGAGAAAAAAAAAAAAAAGGUACAAGUUUUUUCAGAUUGACUGCUGAUUUUUAUUUUUUUAGACCCAAUGUGUUCCCCUUCCCCCAUUUUCUCACUUCAAGGUUUGAAAACAGGGUUUCCUGAGGCAUGCUAGCCUGACCUCUGACCUUUUUUUUUCUGGUUAAAGGGUGGGAUGUAAAGAGAAGCCUCGCCAACAAAGGGGGCAGGGCGCGGAGCCAGGGGGGACUCCGCGCAAGCUCCCGCCUGCCCCCUCAACUCGCCUAUUUUUUUGUUUUGUUUUGCUUGAAUUCUCUUUUGUACGCUGAACCAAAAUGUAAAACCAUGUCAGCAGAAGUACCUGUGUGUGUAAAUAUUGGAACAAUCACCGGCGUCUCGUUUUUGUGAGCAAAAUGGCUUCUUUGAAAACGAGAACCUGUAUCGUUACUUGUAAGUUAACCAUCUGCAUGUCAUUAGCUCAUUUUUAAGAUUUAAAAAAAAACUUUUUACACAUUUUAUUUUUACAAUUGAUUUGCUUACUUAAAUAUCCCAGACAAUAAUGUGACCGUUUAUUAAGAUUUAUUUUUAUUUUCAUUUUUUAAUUUUCAUUCUUUUCUGUGUACUACAUAUAGGCAAUUUAUAACAAAAUGAGAAAAUUAUUGAAGAAAAUUUUAAAAUUGAAAUAUAUUUUAUUUGAAAGUUUAUGGACCUUUUAACCGCGAGCCGGGAAAAAUUGUAUCGUGAUAUGAUUUGACCUGGUUUGACGGUUAUGAGGAAUGUAUCAAGAGUUUUAUUUUUUAUGCUUCUUUAAUAAAGUCUUUGGUUUUUGGUUUCAUUUUUUUACUGUAAAAUGACAACUUGUGUCGUCUUUUUUUUGCGUUUGUGGAUUUUU